Octopus bimaculoides (California two-spot octopus) is the source of this 6438-nucleotide messenger RNA. RefSeq lists its product as uncharacterized. The record is from RefSeq and is a predicted model, not a curated record. NCBI's taxonomy places the organism in Eukaryota, Metazoa, Mollusca, Cephalopoda, Octopoda, Octopodidae.
AGGACACAGACAGAUAUUAUGUUAAUUAGAUCGCCAUCUUUAAUACCGGUUUGAUACUAUUGCAGUGCGUCGUAUUUUGGCUCUAGCUUUUUAUCGUCGUUCAUUAUUAUAGUUAUUUGCUUGCUGUUGAUACCAUACAAGACCUUAAUCAGGUUCACGAGAAAAGAAGCCGAGAAGGUUGGGAAAUAUUUCUUGUAAAGCAGCAAGACACCUGGCAGUGCUAACAAAGAGUAAAAGCCAUUAUAAAGAUUUGGUUCUCCCUGGGGCUCUAGUCUGCACUGGUGGAUGGUCAUUCUUCCAAGCAUGGUGACUGCACCAGAUUUUAAAUAUGAAUCGAGGUGGAGUCAGUCAAUGGUCAGGUGGCAAAGAAAUGUCAGGCUUUGAUUACAAUUCAAAUUAUGGCAAUCACUGGAAUUCUGGAGCAACAGCCUGGGAUGGUAUGGGAAGCAGCAAUCUUAUCAACAGCAGCAGUAACAGCAACAACUUUUCUACUAGCUAUGGAGCUGGAUUAUCUAGCAAUGUUAGUGGUUACAAACGUCAGUGGCAGUCAGCUAGCCCAGGAGAAGAGAAAAAAAGUAACAAAAUGAUUAAAUUGAAUCAGUCAUAUGGUAGUCAAGGAGAUCAAUACGGUAGUGUCGAUGCAAUGUAUUCCAAUCAAUCUGGUCAAUACAAUACAAACUGGAAUGACUCAAAGAGGAAAAGUGCUACUUCAAAUUGGGGAUCAGUGGCACCAUAUAAUAAUAGUAACAGCAACAGCCAUUGGCAGGGGAAAUCUCCACAAAAGGGUAUGAAAAACUUUGGAUAUCAAGCAGGAUAUCAGGGUAACGAGUAUUGCUGGGAUUACUCUGCUGAACAAUAUGUUGAUGAAUCAGACUUUGGUGAAUUUGCCACUGGUUAUUUUGAUAACCAAGGAACAAUUGAUGAUUAUUAUGUUGGUGAUCAAGCUUAUCAGUAUGAUCAAAAACAGCGUGGCGGUAAAUUUGGUGGCCGAGGGCAACGUGGUUCUGCCUCCAACCGUGGUGGACGUAUUGGAAACCAACCAAUUUGGGGCCAAUGGCUUACUGAUGAGAACUCUUUGACAUUUGGCAGUGCUGGGUCUAGUCCUUAUGGAAGAGGCCGACGUGGUGCAGGAAGAGGUGGUGGUGGUGUUGGAUCUGAAAUUAACCGCAUCAGAGAUGCUAUCCGAACUGUUCAAGGUUACAGCGACAUUGAUCUAAGUUUCUUACUUGAUACAUCUGAUACCUUCAGACAAGGGAAUCAAUAUAAAGGGAAGUCUGGCAGAGGAGCUGGUAUUGAUGCAAAGAGAGGUGUUGGUUCACGAGGAAAACUACAGCGUGGAGGUUUGGCAAAUUUUGGUGAUCGAGGUUCAUUGAAAGCUGGUCUACGAAAUCUCCAGGCUGCUGCAAAAGGAUUAUCUCAAGGAGUCAAAGGAAAAAAUGCAAAAGCUUCCCCUUUGCAAGGAGUUAAUUUACCUGCCGAUACGUCAAAAAUGACAAUAUCUGAAAAAAUAAAAUACUUUACCCUCUGGCUCAAGCGUGAUUACCCAAAAUGCAAUGCUAUUCAAACAAUUGAAAAUGCUUUGACUAGCUGCAAACUUAAAUUAGAUCAUUCUUAUGAUGUUGAAGAGUUGGUGCGCAUUGGUGGCCGAUCUAUGUACACUGCCAAACUAACAGUUGAAGGUAAAUUCAUGGCUAGAGCUGUAGCUGCUAGUAAAAAAGAGUUAAAACAUGAAGUUUAUAAAAAGGCUGUUGAGGUUCUGACAAAGCAGUCUGUUGCGUCCAUUGUAAAACAGAAAGAUCCAGGUCCAGAAAAAAUGAGAGCAGAACUGACUAAUUCUCUUACUAAGAAUAAAACUGAACCUUCCUGGGAAAAAGUGGUAGAUAUUUGUAAAGAAAAAGGUCUGAGUUGUGCUCCAGAAAAAACAUUUCAUGGCAAUGAAAAACAAGUGGGUUUCCAACAGUUAAUUGCACAGCUCAAAGCUACCAAUCCUCAACCUGACAAUGAAAUUUCUGCCUUCAUCCAAGCCUUCUCUGCUUCACAUUGCACUUUAGAACAUACUUACACUCCAUCAGAUUCCAGAUUAGCUAAUGGCAAAGCUGUAUUUUAUGGCACAGUGACCAUUGGAAAUGUGGUGGUUGGACGAGGUAUGGGUUGUAAGAAGAAGGAUGCUAAACAUGAAGCCUAUAAACAAGCUAUUGAAUUCAUAAAAAAGAAUACUCUUGAAGUUGUAAUGAAGGGCAAUAAAAAACAGCCUGUGGAACAUUCUGGUUUCAACAUAUCUAGUACUGAGGUGAAAUCUCCAAAAACAACUGGAGAAACAGCCACUUUCACUGAUUUAUCAUCUAAGCUGGAAGCAUUAAUUAAAUUAAUCAAAGAGUCAGCACAUAGAGCAAAUACAGUUAAUGCUGUUGAUACAAUGGCUGUCCAGUGUUGUUUGUCACCAACUUGCCUUUAUCGUAAAGUUGAAGGUGACAUGCAGAAACGGACGCUAGCUUGUGAACUCUAUUUGGACAAUCUUCUAAUAGCAAAGGGUGAAGGUGACACCAGAAAGGAUGCCCAAAUUGGUGCCUAUACAAAUGCAUGGGAGGUUCUUAGUACCAGUACACCCAACUAUCUGAUCAGUGAGCAUCAUAAUCUCACCAUGAAAGAUAAACUUGAUCCAAUGGUAAUUGACAUAGUUGUGAAGGGAUUUGGAAAAUAUGGUGAAUCUAAUUUGCCAAGACUUCGCAGGCUCAGAAUUCAAAGUCCAGAAAAUUCCAAAUCUAUUGAGGAUUUAGUAAUUAUGGAACAUGAAGACUGGAAAUAUGAUCGGCAGCGACAUGCUUUCUGUAUUCUCAACAAUAGUUCUACAAUGUGUGGCAUGUUAAUGGAAUGGGAAAUAGAACCACAAGGAGAUGUUUUCAAAUGUAAGAUGCUUAUCCAGAAGAAACUAAUAGCUGAGGCCUCAGCAUCUUCAAAGAACAAUGCUCGUAACACUGCUGCUGCAAUUGCUUUGAUGAAACUCUAUCAAACUCAAGAUGUUAUCAGAAUUGUGAGGAGAGAUGACUCAAGUCGCUGGAUUCCCUAUGAACAGAUUGUUGAACAAGGAAAAGUGUUGGAAAACAAAUGUUCUGGAAAUAUUGACCUUCUUGGAGGGUUGCCUAUUUUUGAAAAUCUGCCUGAUAACAAAGAUGGGAAAGAACGUGAGAAAAAUGCUGAUAGUGAUGGUUUGAACAAAUUUGCUGUCAAAUACAUGGAACAGUUAAUGAAUGAGUAUGUGGAAAAGGACACUCUGGAUGAUCUCAUUUUUGGUCCUGGCAUCACCUCACUUGAAAGGAAAGUAGUCACAAAUAUUGCUUUCAACUUACAUCUGAAAAUGGAUGUCAGGCAACAUGAAGGCAAGAAUUACCUGUGCAUCUCUAAAAAACUUUCUCCAGAAGAAAUAAGUUAUUUCCUCAAAGUGCACAACACUGGGCAUGGCAAAUAUGUUUUGGUGCCCAAAGUGGAAUUACCUGGUUCAAUGGAGACAUCUUUCAGCGACAAUUCCUCCACAACCAAAACCUCAGAAAUAUCUAAUUUGCAAGGAAAGAAAGAUUUUACUAUGGAUGUCAGUGUGAAUUAGUGUGUUUUAGUUUUCUGACUCUUUCCACCAAUCUCCUACUCUAAUCUAAGUAUAUAACUAUCUGCCAUUAAGUCAUCAUUUUUAAUCCACCACUUUGCUAUUCAUAUUUCCACUUCAAAAAGUAAAAAAAAUGGUUUUAAAAAUUUUAUAUAAAAAUGUAUAUCAUAUACUUAUCUAACUUUCUUUGUAUAGUAACAAUAAGGCUUUGCAAUUAGUUUUAAACUCAAAUCACUAACUAUUCCAUUAUUCCCCCCACUCCCUCUUCCUACUUUUUGAAGAACAAUCUAAAAUUGUUUUUCUAUUUAAUGACAAAAAGAUGUGAUGCUCAUUUUUUUAUAUUUUGCAACCUUAUGGAUAUUGGGAUAUUUUAAAAUGUUUUUCAACCGUAGUAUUUGUGCAAGCAACCCUUUCUCUUAUAUAUAUAUAUAUAUAUAUAUAUACACACACACACACACACACACACACACACACACACACACACACACACACACGAAUGACUUCACUAUACAGAUGAUGGAUUUAGUAUCAUCUGCUAAUUUGAUGGACUUCUUUAUCAAAUGCAGACUAAGUGAAGGUUUGCUAAUGUUGCUUUUCUGAUUGGUCACAUUUUUGCCUCACAGAUCACAAAUAUUUGGUUGAUAAGAGUUGCCAAUUUCAUGCUUCUUUUUAUAUUAGACAAAUUAUUACAUACUAUUUUCUAUGCGAUAGCUCAUUUAAAUUUUCUGCUUUCCUCUUUCCCUAUUUUACUAAAAUUUAUUUUCUAAAAUACGAAAGACAAUGUAUUGAUUGUAUUUCCAUUCCAAACUCUAAAAUAUUUUAUCCAUCAAUUUAACAUUAUCUCGGUUUUGAGCUGGCAAUAUAUUUUCUUAGUUUCUUUGCUGUUUUUACCUGUUUUGAUAAGUGGUUUGGGUUUACUGCUUCUUCAUUUAACUUCAGGUAUUCAUUUUUGGCACAUUUGAAAUAUGUACCCUUAUCCUCAUUUAUUUUGAUAUAAUGAUCAUAUUUCUGUUCUGUAAGAUAAAACAGUGUAUCAGUGAUAUAAUUGAAUUCACUCAAUAAUUCCAACUAAAACUGGUCUAGUAUACUAUCAUUAAUGAAGGACUUUACCCUAUGAUACUGCCUAGUAUUGCCAUUGACAGUUAAUAGUAUCCUUAAGAAACAAAGCAGACAUCAGAAAAAGAAGCUGGGCAAUUUUUGUUAUUAAUUCCGCUUUGAGAAAUUAUUAACAGAAUCUAGUUUUAUUUUAUAAUUAUAGAAUUAUAAAGCCUGUUUGAUAAAAUUGAUUGGAAUAAAUUGCUUAAAUGUUUGUUCUGAAAAUGUACAUUUAAAGCAGUUUCUUUUAAUUUUUUUUUUACUGAAGGCUAAAUAUUUCGGAAAGCUGACAUCUGGAUACAAUUUCUGUUAUAAAACUACUUUUCUAGGAUGUACAAUUAGAGGAAUUUUUGUUUAUAAAAUGUCUCUUGGCACUGACAUUGAAUGUGAGCUACUUGUUGUAGAGUUGGCUUCACUUGUUGGUAUUUAGAGAUUUCUAUUAUACUAUUGACUAGUUAGUUUGUUCCUUAUGUAUCUAGUAGUCUUUUUAUCUUUAGAAUUUUGGAGAUGAUUUACUAUAGCAAGUUGAUCACAGAUGUCAGACGACACCCUUUGUGCUACCAUCUUAAAUCUUUUCGGAGUGUUUUUUACUCAUAAAAAAAUAUAAAAUACAGAAAACACAGUAGUGCAAGGGGCAUGUAUUUAUUCAGAUAUUAUCCAUUUUGUUUUUCUAUCUGUAAACUGAUUAAAAUAUCUUUGUUGAAUUUUGAGUGAACUUCUUUUUCCUUUAAGAUACAGUGUUAAAAAAUUGUUCCCUUUUUAUAAUAGGCAUUGAUUUUGGCUGUAUGAUAAAAAAAAUUUUUUUAUUGUUGGGAAGUAAGUUUGGACUUACGAAGCAUAAAUUGGCUACUCCACUAAAUAAUGGAAAUCGUAGUUUUUAAUAUACUUCUCCCAUUCCUUAUCAUUUGCUUUAAUUGAAUUUUUUUACACUCACAUCAAAAAUAAUCUCAAAACAUUUGUAAUCUAUUCUAUUUCUAGUCCAGUUGUUCAACAUUUUGUUAAUUUUGUUUUCUCUUUAAUAUGUCCCUCUUCCUACACCCACUUUUUAAAUAAUUCCUAUAAUGAUUGGGUGUGGUUGAGGGCUUCCUCUAGUGUAACCACAUUAUGGUUGCUAUUAGUAAUAUUUUGUAUAAAGUUUUAAGACAACAGAAAAUUUGUGCUGCUUAAAACAUUGAAAGCUUCUUAUUGUCUUGACUUUUUUCAUACCAUUGUCAUUAUUAAUUGGAAGGAGAUUUAUCCUUGUGAAAUGAUUAAAUAAUUUUUUUUUUUUUGUUUGUAGAAUAUGCCAAAUUAAUGUAGUAUUCUACUUGAUGACAUUGUGAUUAUAUGAUAAUUUUUUCUUUGGUAAUGCUUACCACUUUGCUUGCAGAUGUUUACUACUGAUUUCAAAUUUGUAUGUUGAUUAUGAAUCACUGUAAUAUCUAUAGCAGAGAUUUGGCCUGAAGAAACCAGCUUAGUUUUUGUUUAAUUGAGGCAAUGAACUGUUCCUUUUAGUUCUCGUUAAUGAUUUUAGUUAUGCAUUAUGGUUGAUUGUAUAGUCACUGGUGUCUUAUAUAUUAGAAAACUGAAAUUAGAAACAUUUGUGUUUUGGUUAAAAAAGAAGAAGAAAAAAACAAAAAAAAAAUAACAAAAUUCUCCAGGUAAACAUUUGAAAAUGUUAGAAGCAUUUUGCCAAUAUUUUGCAAACUGGCAAAUUCAAUUCUUUGAUCGGUUCUUUUUUUUAAUAAAGAUAUUUGAAAGUAUCA